Gigantopelta aegis is the source of this 2223-nucleotide messenger RNA. Its product is annotated as zinc finger protein 862-like. Bases 1 to 2223 code for a protein of 740 amino acids. Lineage: Eukaryota; Metazoa; Mollusca; Gastropoda; Neomphalida; Peltospiridae. The record is from RefSeq and is a predicted model, not a curated record. The transcript has a single exon.
AUGAGGUGUGUCGUCUGCACACAGUUUGAGAAAGAGAUACGGUGUAGUAGAGAUUUCACUGACGUUUGGAUAAGAGGGUCUACAAACAUGCGCUUAUCAAAUGCUAGAGACCAUUCUUCAACAAACUACCAUAAACAUGCAUACAAACUUUACGUCAAGGACAUGAACGCUAGGGGUGAAUGUGUUGAACAUCUUCACAAUGUAUUUGAACCAGACCCCCAACAACAAACGCUUGGUGACAGCUUUUGUAGUAUGACUAAAGUACAAGAACUUCAACAAAUAAAAAAAUUUGAAAUAGCAUAUUUUAUUGCCAAAAAAGAGCUCCCAUUCUCUGUGUAUGAAGAUUUGAUUAAACUGGAAACUUACCAUGGUGUAGAUAUAGGUGAUCAAGCUUACACUAACCGUAAACAAUGUGCAGAAUUUGUGGACAUUCAUGGACAGUUUAUAGCAUCAAAGCUGCAUGAUGAUCUUUCAAAAGCCAAAUUCUAUAGUGUUUUAACAGAUGGGAGCACAGACAAGUCUGUUACAGAAAAGGAAGUUGUAUAUGUACUGUAUUUUGAUCCUUAUUCUAAAAAUGAUGAAAUUGAAGUGAAGCUUUCAUUUCUUUACCUAAAAGAUGUCAAAAAGGGAGAUGCACCUGGAAUACUUGGUGCAAUUGAGGAGAGUUUUCACUCACUGGGUAUCAUGCCAAGUGAACUUUAUUCAAAGCUUAUUGGUUUUGGUGCUGAUGGUGCAUCAGUCAACAGUGGUAAUAAAAGUGGAGUAAAAGCACUUCUGGAACAAAAAGCACCAUGGCUAAUAUAUACAUGGUGUGUGGCUCACAAAUUAGAAUUGGCCCUGAAAGAUGCCUUAAAUACUACCGUAUUUCAAAAGGUGGACAAUAUGCUGCUGAGGUUGUAUUACCUUUACCAUAAAUCUCCCAAAAAACUACAGGAACUGAAAACUUUGCACAAUUUAGUCAAAGAUACAUUUGAAUUUGAAGAGGGCUCUCUGAAACCAAAACGUGCUUGUGGUACAAGGUGGAUUUCUUUCAAGUUGUCAGCACUGCGGAUGGUCCUGGAUAAAUAUGGUGUUUACAUGCAACAUCUACAGCACUUAGCUGGUGACAAAAAAUGUAAAGAUCAUAAAAAGAUAUGUGGUUAUCUGUGUGAGUGGAAUUCUAGUCGCAUGCUUUUGUAUGUUGCAUUCUUUAUUGAUGUCCUGAACCCAGCAGCUAUAUUGUCCAAAGCAUUUCAAGAAGAUGUUAUUGACAGUGUUGGAGUUCUACAUAAUAUCAAGUGUUCUGAAGAAUCUCUUGAUCAAUUGUUAACUAGGUCUUUUGAGGAUCUUCCUGCUGUUAAAUUUCUGUUUGGAAAGUUACAAAAGACUGAUUCAGUGUACACUUAUCAGGGGAUAGAAUUCACUAAAACAAGUUUUCUGAAGGCCACUGAAGAUGUAAAAUCAGCAAAGAAUACCAUUAUAAAUGCUGUACACUGUGCCAUGGAUUCCAGACUAAAGGGUGCCAGCAGUAUACAGCUGAAUAAUGUUGCCACUAUAUUAAACACUGAACACUGGAAAUCAAAUGUUGAUGUGGCAGGUGUAGACUUUACGGAUGUCAAUGUUACUGAACUGAUAGAGAACUUUCAGCCUGUAUUGCUGAAACAAGGAUUUUCUCCAGAUGCCUCUCCUCAAAAUAUUCUAGAGGAAUGGCACGACAUGGUCAGGUACACACUGGACUUUUUACAGCCACAUAAAAGUUGUUACAAAAAAACCUGGAAAAUUUUGUUUAACUGCUCUAAGUCCACUAAGUGGAAGAAUAUACUGACUUUCAUUGAACUUUUGUUUUCUGUACCAGUUUGUAAUGCAAAACUUGAGAGAAUGUUUUCUCGCUUAAAAAGAACAAAGAGUCAUAGCAGGUGUUCUUUAGGUGAGGACAGGUUAACAAAUAUCCUACGAAUUGUUGAGGAAGGUCCCCCACUGGGAUCAUUUGAUGUAAGCCCUGUAGUUCAUCUGUGGAACCAGGUGAAAAGGAGGAGACCAAAUCAGAAGAAAAGGCAAAUGUACAAAAAGAGACCCCCAAAAGUAAAAUACCAGAAACUAGAAACUGAAAGAAAGGAGAUUAGUGGAUCUGAUUCGGAGUCUGGUGACACAAGUGAAAGUUUUAGUGAUAAUGAAAAUGUAUUCUGUUUAUCUGACAGUAGUGACAGUUCAACAUUUGAAGGUUUCCUGCCUACGGAUAUAUAA